AUGGAGACCCGAUCAUUUGAUAGCGCAUCUCCGGCCCAUCAGCCGAUCGCCAAACAACCCGCAUGUCUCAAUUGUCGCCGGAGCAAGAUCCGAUGCAACCGUCCAGCGGGCCACUCCCGUUGUGAGAAAGGCCGACAGGGAGAUGUGGACUGCGUUGUUCCCAGUCACCAUCUAGGCCGCCAGAAGGGCGUCAAAAACAAGCGCAAGGGCCUAGAAAAGGCCAUACAUCAGAUUGAACAAGCAAUCAAGAAGCCAAAAGUCGACCCGUCCAGUUCAGAAGAGGCAGAGAAAGCCAUUUCAGGCCUACAGGAAUUACUGCGUCAAUUCCAAGGCCAGCUAAACAGCAGUGCUGAUGACAGCACAAAUGGCGUCGAUCAUGACCGCGAUGGAUUGUCUCCACGUGGGAUGACUGCAGAUGAGACUUUGACUCUGGACGAUGCAGAGAAUCCCCUCCAGCUCCUGGCGAGGGCUUCAGAUCUGCAAUACUCUCCGACCAUGACUCGUCAUGUAGUAAAACAAGCAGUACCUGCUGCCCACCAGUCGUUGUCAGCACCACACGAGAGUGACAGUGCGGGUGAAACGAGCGCGAAAUCGUUCUUUGUACCCGUGCAAGCCAAUCUAGAUGUCGGGUCCAAUUUGGAUCCGAUAGAUUUAGGGCUGGUCACGUUUGACGAGGCCAAUUCGUUAUUUUCCUUUUUCUAUCAAAAUCUCGCUCACACCCGAUGGGGGCUGGAUCCCCUUGUACAUACGGCAGCUUUUGUACGGUCGCAGUCGGCAUUUCUAUUUACCUCAAUUAUGUCUGGGGCGGCUCUUUUUUUACCAUCCGCGGCUGCCUUGUCUAGAAGACUAUCUCGACACUGCAGAUGGCUUGCAAAGCAGAUAACUUCACGUCGCUACCGCUCGGUCGAGAUUGUUCUUGCCUUCAUGGUAAAUGUGCCGUGGAUGGCACCUGGAGAAAGAUUAGGUGAUGACGACACUUGUGCAUAUAUAGCCAUGGCACUAGCCGUGGCGCUCGAUCUUUCAUUGAACAAGAUUGUCACGUCUGUGUCACCGGAAACCGACCAGUAUACUCUCCAACGCUAUGGCCGAGGCAAUUGCAUUGAUGCAAAACGUGCACUACACAUGGAUGGAUUCACUGACGUUGAUCCUCGCUCCGAAUGGGGUCGCCGCUUGUUGCGACGGCGUGAGAGGACCUGGAUUGCACUGUUUGUGGUCGAGCGAGGGGUGUGUCUUGCCCGUGGAAGAAGCUACACCGUGCCCACAACCGCUUUGAUCGAAAAUUGCGACACAUGGCAUCAGUCAGAUAUCGCCGACCGGCGCGACGGGCCGAUGAAUUCAAUGGCUGUCCUGCGUCGAGAUCUAGAUGGGCUUCUGAAAGAUGUCAAGUACAGUUGCGAUAAAUAUCGUACUAUUGAUACCGGCUCGGGAAUGGCGCAAACGAUCAAAGCAAACAUCGAGAGUUUCUUCGAACGAUGGUAUACCAAGUGGUCCCUUGCAAUCAGCGAAGGGGGCCCACGAUCGCUCCCGCCGUAUGUCGAAAUUCUUGUGACCCAUACUCAAUUGUCUACUUAUGGUGGUGUCAUCAAUCAUCCAACAGCACUGGUGGAAGUGAAGCGUUUCUUCCGCGCAGCGGGUCUAUCUUCUGCAUUGAAUGUACUCCGAGCUGCCAUCCAAGGCGAAUCGCGACUCAAAUCGAUGCCGAAUAACACCGUAAUCAUGAUCUCCUAUGCUGCAUGCGCUGCGCUCAGUCUAAGUGUGACGCCCGGUGACAGCCGCUCAAGCCUCGCGCCUAGUGUCCGAACGCUGAUUGAGGAGGCCGCCGGCGUGCUUGAGAGGAUAGGCGCGACCCCCAGUCAUCGUAACGGCGCAUCAGUUCUAUACGGGCGAUUCCUGCGUGAACUCAUUCGUCGCGGUCCACCACUACCCACAUCUCGUCCUCACACCGAAAACAGACCACUAGACCUGCCCCAAUCCUCAGCUCCAACGGUUUGUCUCCCCGAACAAGGGCCUUUGCUGACAGCUCCGGCGGGAAUGCUUCUACCUGUGUCUUCAACAGGCGACCUUUGGUCAGAACCGAUGCAUUUCUCAGCCAUGUCGGACAAUCAAAUCAUUGACGCGGUCAAUCGUGCUGGAAGUGCAUUUGGGACCUCUAUUCCAGAUGUACCGGUAGAUGAUAUGUUAAGCUGGGAUUGGCUUGAUUUUGCGACUACGGAGUUUUCUCUCUGA
This is a messenger RNA of Penicillium oxalicum, 2226 nucleotides long. Its product is annotated as Zn(II)2Cys6 transcription factor. Gene Ontology annotation, biological process: regulation of DNA-templated transcription. The record is from RefSeq and is a predicted model, not a curated record. The transcript is spliced from 3 exons. Gene Ontology annotation, cellular component: nucleus. The coding region runs from base 1 to 2226 and encodes 741 amino acids. Lineage: Eukaryota; Fungi; Ascomycota; Eurotiomycetes; Eurotiales; Aspergillaceae. Gene Ontology annotation, molecular function: DNA-binding transcription factor activity, RNA polymerase II-specific; transcription cis-regulatory region binding; zinc ion binding.